Molecule: messenger RNA, 1599 nt
Organism: Fusarium falciforme
Lineage: Eukaryota; Fungi; Ascomycota; Sordariomycetes; Hypocreales; Nectriaceae
Product: HET domain-containing protein
Exons: 1
Coding region: 1-1599 (532 amino acids)
Source: RefSeq, a predicted model, not a curated record
AUGGACCCAAGGGCAUAUGCCAUCCAUAAAAGACUGAUGGAAAAGACUGGGCAUCGCUUCAAGCCCCCAGGCUCAGAACCAUAUGAAGGUCGGAAGCGAACAACGGUUCCCUUGAUCAGACCGCCAGAGAACUGUGAGAAUCGCAAGCGUCAUGGAUUUGCCUACGAUCCCUUGCCAACGCCGACGUCAAUACAGCUUCUUCAAGUGCACCCAGAGAGGCUUAGAACCGAGUUCGAUAUAUAUAUCCCUCCUCGCUGUACCCUCAUCGUCAGGGAUUUGGAUGAUGCCCCGGUCUACGAUGCCCUCUCCUAUACAUGGGGCUGCCCAGUCACCAUGUACUCCGACGCAAAGGAAGUCUCGUCAGACGCCGCCUGGGCUGCACCGGCCUUUGAUAUUACCUGCAACGGGAAGCCCUUUUCAGUCACCGCCAAUCUCUAUGCGGCCCUUCUCAGUUUGCGCGUGCGACCUUCUCGAAAGGCUAGUCGACACUCUUACAUAUGGAUUGAUCAGAUCUGCAUUGAUCAGUCGAACCUGAAGGAACGAAACGCCCAGGUCACGUUAAUGAGGCGGAUAUACAAGCAAGCCCAGAAGUGUUCAGUCUGGCUUGGUGGCGAUGACAAAUUUUCUGAAACUGGCCUCGAGACCAUGACAAGGCUGUGGAACAUGAUCCCUGAGAUGACUUCCAAGUUUGCCAAGGCACGUAUCUUCGAAGCUGAGACAUACGACAGCAUAGGAAUGGAACCAAUCGGGCCGUGGGAGUGGAUCGCCUACUACGCUUUCUUAGGUCGCUCCUGGUUCUGGCGCUCGUGGGUUGUGCAAGAGGCCGCGCUCUCGCAGGAAUUAUCAUUUUGUUGCGGUGUAUCGACCUUCUCUCUUGAUAUUAUUGGUCAUGGUUUUCAAAUAUUGAAGAGCACGGACUGGGCCACCUCCAGCCUACAACUUGCCAGCGCUCUCGAGGGGGACUCACAUGGCUUUUCCAAGGAGGCGGAGCAGAUCAAGAUGCAGGCCCCAGGAACCUGUCUCUACCGGCCAAAUACAGAGGAUAGACCGAACCCAUCCAUCCUGGAACAUCUUUCCAGAAUACGAGGAGGCACCCUUGGGUUCUCGACUCCCAAUCAUCGCGCUUUGAGCCAGAUCUUGUUCAUGUUCCAGGAGCUGAGAGCAACCGAUCCGAGAGACAAGGUUUAUUCUUUGCUCGCCCUUGCCGAGGAGUCGGGCCAGGUUGGGACGCUGGUCCCUGACUAUAGAAAAUCCGUUGCAGGAGUGUUUCAAGAUACAAUGCAGUUUCUACUACAGUCCAGCAAUAGCCUCAACGACCUUUCCAAGAAAGAAGACCCGCGGGAAACCAAGACCGCCAACCUUCCAUCCUGGGUUCCAGAUUUCACCAUCAAUCGCGCAGCAUCGCCAAGAACCUUUUCAGGACUGAGUCCAUGGUCCGCCGGGGAACAUCUUGGCAAAACUCACAUCGUGUUUCAUCCUGGUGCAGUGCUGGAAGUACGAGGGUUGUGCAUCGGGAAGGUUCGCGAGAUCCAUGACCCCUCUACACCCUUCAACUUGGGCAUUAGCAUUGGUCAGCGGUCACUUCUCAAAGUUGUGUAG